Pogoniulus pusillus (Red-fronted tinkerbird) is the source of this 6050-nucleotide messenger RNA. It is a transcript of the gene CILK1, whose product is annotated as ciliogenesis associated kinase 1. The transcript is spliced from 14 exons. Bases 838 to 2703 code for a protein of 621 amino acids. NCBI's taxonomy places the organism in Eukaryota, Metazoa, Chordata, Aves, Piciformes, Lybiidae. Gene Ontology annotation, cellular component: cytoplasm; cilium; nucleus. Gene Ontology annotation, biological process: protein phosphorylation; intraciliary transport; cilium assembly. The record is from RefSeq and is a predicted model, not a curated record. Gene Ontology annotation, molecular function: ATP binding; protein serine/threonine kinase activity.
GGCUGGACGUGCGGCAGGGCUUGGGAAGCCUUUUGGGUGCUGGCAGACCCUGUGUGAAUAUUUGAUUGGGCAAGUUGAGGUUUUGAGGUGGAGUGAUACAACUGGUUGUCUUCAAUACAUCUGGAGUGGAGCUGGAGUCAAAGCUGCCAAGCUUUUCUCCCACUUAGGUGUGCACUCUUCUUUUGGGCAUGAAGAUGCCCUACCUCUAGCAACAGAAAACAGCUGCCCCUGGGCUGGGUACCAAUAGGUGUUUAUGCAUAUGAGCUGUAAUGGGGAUGGCUUAAAGCAGCAAUCUCUUCUUAGUACAUCAGUAAGCUUGCACUGUUCUUGCUGUGUUUACUGAGAGUAAUACAAGCCCCUAAGAAGGAAUUUAACCCUUUCAUUAUUUAUUUAAGAAAGCUUAGUUUUUCCAAGACUCUAUUCAGAUGUGGGGGGGUCAGGGCAUCCAGAGCUAUUUGGGAGUUCCCUCGCAGUGUCUUUAACAAGUGCAUGUUAAAUAUGCUAAAUAAUAUGUUAAAUCUUGUGAAAUCACUUUCACUGCAGACUUCACUGAUGUAAAAUCCGCUGCCAGGGGAAGAGAUGGAUGUGCCAGUUCCCACACCGUGCCACCAAGUCACCCUGCCAUGUAAACGCUGUGAAGCAGCUCUGUGCCUUACUUCUGGACACGGUGAGAAAGAAGACCAAAGGAUAAGUCUUGAAAACAUGAUUCCUGCAACUGUUCACACUGUCCUGAGUGCUCUAUAUUUAUGCUGCCACAGAAAGAACUGGUUACAGCUGGAGAAGAAACACAGGAAACACUAAGGACUGAAAUGCGCUUGCAGCUGAAGUAUCAUCAUCAUGAAUAGGUACACAACUAUCAGACAGCUUGGUGAUGGGACCUAUGGCUCUGUCCUCCUAGGGAGAAGCAUUGAAUCUGGAGAGUUAAUAGCCAUUAAAAAAAUGAAGAGAAAGUUUUACUCCUGGGAGGAAUGCAUGAACCUUCGAGAGGUUAAGUCUUUGAAGAAAUUAAACCAUGCCAACGUAGUAAAGCUGAAAGAAGUUAUCAGGGAAAAUGAUCAUCUGUAUUUUGUGUUUGAGUACAUGAAGGAAAAUCUUUAUCAGCUAAUGAAAGAAAGAAACAAAUUGUUUCCUGAGUCUACAGUUAGGAAUAUUAUGUAUCAGAUCCUACAAGGGCUUGCAUUUAUCCAUAAGCACGGGUUCUUUCACAGAGACUUGAAACCUGAAAAUCUCCUUUGCAUGGGACCAGAACUUGUGAAAAUAGCAGACUUUGGCUUGGCCCGAGAAAUCCGAUCUAGACCUCCUUACACCGAUUACGUAUCCACAAGAUGGUACAGGGCUCCUGAAGUUCUUCUGAGAUCCACCAGCUAUAGUUCUCCAAUAGAUAUCUGGGCUGUUGGUUGUAUUAUGGCAGAAGUUUACACGCUAAGGCCUCUCUUCCCAGGAGCCAGUGAAAUUGAUACUAUAUACAAAAUUUGCCAAGUUUUGGGGACGCCAAAGAAGAACGACUGGCCUGAAGGCUACCAACUUUCAGCCUCAAUGAAUUUUCGCUGGCCUCAGUGUGUACCUAACAACCUAAAAACCCUCAUACCUAAUGCUAGCAGUGAAGCAGUACAGCUCAUGAGGGACAUGCUGCAGUGGGACCCCAAAAAGCGGCCAACAGCUAGUCAGGCACUUCGGUAUCCAUACUUCCAGGUUGGGCAUGCCCUGGGCAUUCAAGAACUAGGGAAACAAAAGGAGCUGCAUAAUAAGUCAUCUUUGCACAUUAAGCCUGUCCCUCCAGCACAACCUCCUCCAAAACCUCAUACCCGUAUUUCAUCGAGGCCUUUUCAGCAAAGCCAGUCCUCUCAGCACUUGGUGUACCCAUACAAGACAGACAAUUCUGGGGCUGAACACAGAAACUACCUACAGGAGGACAAAUCUAAACAGGUUCUUUUGCCAGCAAUUCACAACAAGAUUCCUCAGCAGAAAACAUCUGCUGGGACUGAGAAUAUAAAUGGUGAACUGAAACCAAAAGCUAGGCGAAGAUGGGGGCAUCUUGCUAGAGCAGCAAAGAAUUCUGACGACUGGAAUGAUGUGGACGAUGUUGAUUUUGGCUCUUCUGUCACAAGGGUGGACUUGAAAAACAAGAAGCAGAGUGAUGAAACACUUUGCAGAUUUGAAAGCAUUUUGGACCUGAGGCCUUCAGAUACCAUAGGCUCUGGCAACAGUGCACCUUCCCAUGCAACCUUUCAACGGCAGGACACUCCCACGCUGCGAGUUUCUGCAGCAAAGCAACACUACUUGAGGCAUUCUAGGUAUCUACCUGGACUAAGCACAAGGAAUGGCACAGCCUCCACUUCAAACAAAGAGUCUGCUCCAUCUAAUUCCUGGCCAAGUUCUGGUUUGCCUGGGAAAGCUUCUGUUUUGGGGGGAGAUAUUAACAGGAUGAAUUCAGGGCCCAUAGGAUCAAGCAGUCUAAUUGGUGGUUAUGUCCCUUCGUUUCUGAAGAAGGAAGUAGGCUCUGCUGGGCAGAGGGUUCAGUUAGCAUCAGUUGUGGAUCCAUCUUCUGAUUAUGCUUCUCUGAAGUCAGUAAGACCUCAUCUUGGACAGCCAUCGUUCAGUUCACCUACAAAAAGCACACCAAGGUUAAUGUCUCUCCCACCACCUGCUCAGCCAGUCCAUGGGCGUGUUGACUGGUCUGCAAAGUAUGGUGCUCACCGGUGACACGUGCAAUGACUCCCCAAACCAGUGCGUGUUUCCCAUGAAGUGGGGGCUAACAUGAGACAGUUUGAUACUAUUUUAUACACCUGUACAUUUAAAAGAGGGAGAUCUUCUAAGAAGGAGAGAUUUUGAAGGGCUUUUGUACUUUUAUUUGUAUUAAUUUGAAUGCAGCCUUGUACCUUUUUGUAUAAAAUAGUUAUAUAAUUUGGUCCAAUUAUUUUCAUAAAUCUGAUGCAUUUUUGUAUAUGUGGCUUAGGGGGGGGGUGGCAUUUUUAUAUGAGAAGUUUUUAUAAUGAGCCUUUUAAAAAACUGAACAUUUUCUUUAUGAGAUUCAUCUUUUUUAUAAAAGUGGAUUAAAAAAGGCAAAGUGGUGCAAUAUUGCAGUGGAAUUGCUAAGGAAGGGGCAUUCAUUAGGCAUUUUCUGAUGGUUAUGUGCUAAAGGAGGCUGUAUAAUUUUGGUGGUGCCACGUCUUGAUGCCAUGUUUUGGUUGUCCUGUACUCAUGUGCUUUGUACUGACAUCAGAGGAGUGGGUGACUAACAGUCUAAACUCUACUCAGUGACAGGCCUUUUAAAGUUUUUUUGCCUUUAAAAGGUUUUUAUUGGACUGUUAUGCAGCUUUCCAGCUUCAUUCUUUUGCUUUCACCAAAUGUGGGGAAUCUUCUUGUUUAGUGAAGGGUAAAGACCCUUUGGUACAUCUGUUCUCUGACAUUGCUUUUUUGUCCUGCUUCAAAGAUGAUUCUUAGCAUUGUUCACUAUGAAAAAGAGUGAGGACCUACUUCUGUUAAAUUUGUUUAGCUGUUCUAAAGAGAAUCAGAUUCUGUUUCUUCUUUUGUUGUUGUGACUGCAGAUCUGAAGAAAUAGUUAAGAUAAUAUUAACAAUUAUAAAGCUGGCUUCACAGUAACCAAAUACUGAUCUGCCAGCAGCAGAGUUGGAGACAAUAUCUGUGCCACUGACUUCACAACUGUUUGAAGUCACUUCUAGAAAAGAACAAAACAAAGCAGAGGAAAUGAUUCAGUUUAAGACUUGCUUUAGUAGUUCUUCAAUAGAUCUUCACUUACUUACAGUGUGAAGAAUGUGUCAGCUUCUGUCCAUUUGUCCCCCAGGCACUACUGGGAGAAAAAUUGGGACUUUACCUGAUCCUUCUGGAAAAAAGCUCUAAAAGUGGGUUAAUUUCAAAGAAACUAAUGCAGCUUUUUGAAGACCAGUUUAACUCUGUUUAUAAGGUAAAAUGAGGUAUCAAGUUAUAGAGAAAAGAAAAUAGCUCCACAAUCUGUUUUAAAUCUGUACUAGAAAUGAGUGCCAGAGUCUAGCCAUCAGCAAAAGAUCACAGUCAGCAUUUGGCUGCACCUCAUUCCACAAAGGAAAGACAAAACAGUACAGUGCUCUGGGGAACACUUUUUACAGCUGCCUUUAGGAACAGCACCACUCAAGCUGAAGUGUGCUAUGAAAAUGCAUUUUCCUGCAGAAGUGUACAGAAAUGCUCACCUUUCUGGGCUCAUUUCACGCACCGAUGAGACUGCGUAUCUGUGAGACUUAAAUCCAGUCCAAAGGGAUCAGAGCAGGUAUGGUUCUCAGCACCUGCCCAUUUUGAGAGAGCUGAAUGGGUAGUGUGUCAGGGAGACCCCUUCUGUGGGAUUUGCUGGUACCUGCCAGAGCAGCCACUGUGGACUGGAGACACAUGCUGGCUUUUGUAGCACUUCCCGUGGAGAACAUAGUGGGAGUUAAAGGAAACUACCCUAGAGCUCACUGCUGGCUCAGUGCUGGCCACUGUUUGCUUUUAUAAGCCCAGUCCACAGUGAGACAGCACAGGACAAAAAGGGUACAAAAGGAUCUAUGCAUUAAAAAAAAAAGCAUACAUACAAGACUUACAAGUGCCAAGGACACAUUACAUGUCCAGCUUCUCUGUUAUUUGUUCAUGGCAGGUACUAACUCCAAACCAUUCCUAACUGCUUCCAAAGCAGUGAUGCCAGUUCAGAGCAGUAAAAUAAAGCAGCACACAUUGAUGGUGUCUGAGUAAGGGGAAAGAGAAAUACGUAUAUUUGUGUUAGAAAUGGAAAGACAGUUGUUUCUCUUGGUGGGAAAAAAAGAGCUGUACUUAUGCAUAGAUACAAUUUAGUCUGUUUUAUCACUGAAUAAUUGGUUUCAAGAGGGAACAUCCAGAACUAUGCCUAAACCUAAACAGGCAAUUAUCUAAGAUAGUCCAUUCCAGAUGUGUAAUUCCUACUAGUGGAAACAGGAGAUGGACAAGUCACAAGACCAGGCUGCUGAGACUUGGAUUCAUUCUAUCUAACUGCAGACACCUAAGUGUGAGCUGCUUUGUUUUGACCUGACUUUUUAAACCACUGGUGCAUGAGGAUCAUCUUUAUCUCCAGAGAAAUUUGGCUCACCUGUGAACUUCAUAACCUUCUGGAGAUGCCUGUAGAGAUGCCUCUCCACUAAGGCUAGGGACUGCUCCACAUGUUUAGAGUAAUACAGGAUGGAUCUGAACUUGGCCUGUAACCUCUGAAAUGUUAUCAGCCAUGCAGUGUUGUUUUUUUUCUCACUAGCAUUCAAGUUUUGAUCAGUCCAGCAAAAAGAUGAGGAAAAGAAGUAGGAUUUGGCUUUGCAUAUGUCCUACUUUCCCAAGUUAAAGCUCCUGUUUUGGAAAGAAGCUACUAAUCUUGAUAAUCAGAAUCACCUUGGCUAGUUUUAACUUAGUGCAAUGGAAAAUUAGCAAAGUAUAAUGGCAGAUUCCUACUGAAGCUGGAAAAAGCUCUUUCCAAGUAAAGACUGAGCUGACUGAGCUGUGUAUUUUACAGUGUACAAUACAAUUUCACAGUGUACAGUGUACAAUACAGAUAUGGAAGAGAUGUAAGCCUUUAUUGUACUGUGAUCUGGACAAGCAGCACAUCUGAGAGUUUACCUAUGUAACCUACUAUUAUGUGGUUUAAUAUUUAGCAGCAUCUUUAUGCAAACAUGUUUUUUAGAAUUCUACUGUUUACAUUUUCUCAGGCUUAUGCAGAACAUGUAGUAAUGACUCUUGGAAAGAAAGGAGCCUGACAGUGGACUCUCAUUCACUUCUGUCACCCAGAUUUUCCUCGAGGUAUUGUGUUAAGUGCCGUGGUGUUAGCAAAAGAAUAUCCCAAGCCAGAAAACUCACUCCUGUGUUAUUUUUUUGUCUAAUAAGGCUGUUGAUGUGAGCAGGAUAGUCCAUCCUGAAAGGAGAUUCUUUGAACUUAGGUGUAAGGAGGGAGUGGAAUUGUCAGUGAGUAAAGAAAUAACAGUGGUUUUGUUGGAAAGUAUCAUCAAUGUUUGUUUCAUUUCUUCAAUGUCAAGUCUCCUACCUGGAAUAAAAGUACUCUUGAAGAA